This is a messenger RNA of Penicillium bovifimosum, 1479 nucleotides long. RefSeq lists its product as uncharacterized. Bases 1 to 1479 code for a protein of 492 amino acids. The record is from RefSeq and is a predicted model, not a curated record. The transcript has a single exon. Gene Ontology annotation, cellular component: cytosol. NCBI's taxonomy places the organism in Eukaryota, Fungi, Ascomycota, Eurotiomycetes, Eurotiales, Aspergillaceae. Gene Ontology annotation, molecular function: heptose 7-phosphate kinase activity; heptose-1-phosphate adenylyltransferase activity. Gene Ontology annotation, biological process: biosynthetic process.
AUGUCUGACAACCGGCAAACCUCAGUCCUGGUCCUAGGCGACAUCAUGGUGACCCGCGAGAUUCGCGGCACAGCUUCUCUUCAUCACCUAAGAGCCUUCCCAGUCCUCGACGUAAAGGAUACCAUCGAUGCCCCUGGGGGUGCAGCAAAAACUGCUGUCAACCUCGCAGCGCUCGGCACAUAUGUGACCCUUGCCGGACUCAUUGGCCCGGACGAUGAGGGCAUACUCAUCAAAACAAAGAUGACUGAGUCCGGUGUCGACACCAAGGGAGUUAUCUUCACUCACGACCGGCCUACUGCGAGAAUGACCCACAUAGUCGACAGCAAUAAGAGCAACCAGCCCCUCCUACGAAUCGAUCGAGACAACACAGCCCCGGUGUCAGUUCGCGCGGAGAGGGACUUGCUCCAGGUCGUUGUGCCGCUUUUGGGCGCCGUCGACAGUAUCGUAUUGGUGGAUUGUGGACAAGGAUUUUUUGCAUCGACUGUGGCAAAGAAAAUCAUCGAGCUCGCAAAUGCAGAUAACAAGCCUGUCAUCAUCUCACCCAAGAGAUGUGGAAGUUUUCACCAGUAUUCCGGGGCGACGGCUAUCGUGCCAAACUUGCUGUCAAUGGAAACAGCUCUCGGAGUCCACACUCCAUUCACACGCUUGCCCGAUUGGGAGAUCUACCUGGAUCACAGGGCACGCACCAUUCGCGAUGGAAUCCAGGUGGGUGCACUCGUGGUGCCUUGUGGACUUAGAGGAGUGCGGAUCUACGAAGACAGGGGAAAAACCGUGAUCAAACCAACGCCCCUGGCUGCCAUCGACCUCAACGGCGCCGAGAAUAGUUUCCUGGCCGCAUUCGUCUGGGUGUUAUCAAAAGGCGAAAGCAUUGCGGAAGCGGCGCAGAAAGGAAACCUAGCGCACGGCAUCGCCUGCUCAAAGCCUGGGUGUCAGAUCAUCCGCCUCGAGGACAUGGUUCUCGGCUCUGAACGAGUAAAAGAGUGGAACGAGGAACAUAAUACAAACACAUCAAGCAAGAUCCUCAGCCCAGAAGUCCUGCGCCGCAAGAUCUGGUGCGCCAAAGCAGCGAAGCAGCGCCUCGUGCUCGCGACCGGAAUUUUCGAUCUUCUCCACGGAGGCCACAUUGACUUUCUUCAGAAAGCCAAAGCACUCGGCGACCGGCUUGUGAUCGGCCUCCGCUCCGACGCCUCAGCUCAACGCCUGGAGGGCCCCGGCCGACCUGUCGUCCCGGAAACCCAGCGUGCGCAAGUGCUCUCCGCGCUGGCAUGUGUUGACUACGUGGUGUUGUUUGACAUGCCUACCCCGCAGGUGAUCGAAUUGAUCCGUCCCCACGUUCUGGUCUCGGGCGAGAAUCCCGCCGAGGUUGUGGGCUGCGAUACGGUACGGGCUCACGGAGGUCGUGUGGAGAUGAUCCCGAGGACUGCAGGAAUAUCUACCACCACACUGGUCGAGUCCAUUGUCCAGCGACAUUCAAUUUGA